GAAAGGCAGCGGGAGACGGCCGCCGAGAUCCCCCCCCCUCAUCUCUUUGAAUAUAAUUUUAGAUUGAGAUUCAGAUUAAAUCCGAGGGGAAAACACUUUAUGAGGCUGAAAGCUGUGUCGUUGCCAGAGCCAGGGUUAUGAGCUAUCAAAUGCAAUUACAUUAAGACAGAUUAUACUGGGCAAAUUGAGCCAUUUAGAAGGUGAGAAUCAAAGAAACGGCUCUGAUCCUCUCUCUUCCCCCUUCUCUCUCCCUCUCCCUUCUCUCUAAAUUGCAGUUCGUAGUUCCUUGCAAUUCUGAGGCACAAAAGUAGGUGAGACUGCUUUUGUAUCUGCGAAGUGCUUCACUCCUGAAUGUAAUUCUAGCUGAGUGCAAUCUAGGUUAAGAGCCGGACAAGCGGGUAAUUAGAGCCCCGCUCGCUGCCCGAGGACCGGCCGCCCGCCCCGCUGAAGCGCGCCCGGGAGUCGGCGCCUUUUUCCCUUCCCGGGCCGAGCCGAGAGCUGCGGCUGGACACGGAGCGCCCGAGAUGAUGGUGCUGGACAAGGAGGACGGUGUGCCGAUGCUCUCCGUCCAGCCCAAAGGGAAGCAGAAGGGCUGUGCGGGCUGUAACCGCAAGAUCAAGGACCGUUACCUGCUGAAGGCACUGGACAAGUACUGGCACGAGGACUGUCUGAAGUGCGCCUGCUGUGACUGCCGCCUGGGUGAGGUGGGCUCCACCCUCUACACCAAGGCCAACCUCAUCCUGUGCCGGCGUGACUACCUAAGGCUCUUCGGCACCACAGGGAACUGUGCAGCCUGUAGCAAGCUGAUCCCAGCAUUUGAGAUGGUGAUGCGGGCCCGAGACAAUGUGUACCACCUCGACUGCUUUGCCUGUCAGCUCUGCAACCAGAGGUUUUGCGUGGGAGACAAAUUCUUCCUGAAGAACAACAUGAUCUUGUGCCAGAUGGACUAUGAGGAGGGGCAGCUCAAUGGCACCUUCGAAUCCCAGGUUCAGUAACACCCCGUGCCUGGCCUCCAGGCCCAACCAUCCGUCUCCCUGCCUGCCCACCCACCUGGCAGGCCAGCCAGCCACUCUGCCCGUGUGGGCUGGCCAGCUGCUGUCCUGCCAAGUUAGAACGUCUCCAUCCUCGAUGGGAGGGUGGCCCUUCCUCCACCGCCACCGCCUGUCUGUGUGUAACCCCUUCCUGGGGCCAGGCUGGGCCUGUACAGUCUGUCUUCUGUAUAUAAAUGGGAACAUUUAUUUUAUGAGAAAUGUAAUGCGAUUUUAUUACUGGCGUGGAUUAAACUUAUGAAUGUUUCCGGG
Messenger RNA from Dipodomys spectabilis (banner-tailed kangaroo rat), 1301 nucleotides. It is a transcript of the gene Lmo1, whose product is annotated as LIM domain only 1. The record is from RefSeq and is a predicted model, not a curated record. NCBI's taxonomy places the organism in Eukaryota, Metazoa, Chordata, Mammalia, Rodentia, Heteromyidae. Gene Ontology annotation, cellular component: nucleus. The transcript has 4 exons. Gene Ontology annotation, biological process: positive regulation of transcription by RNA polymerase II. Bases 525 to 995 code for a protein of 156 amino acids. Gene Ontology annotation, molecular function: DNA-binding transcription factor binding; transcription coactivator activity.